AUGGGCUGGUCAAUGUGCGGACACUUAAUCGAAGCUGGAUACUCCAUCACUGUCUUCAACCGCACAAUCUCCAAAGCCCAGAGUCUUCUCUCCAUGGGUGCCAAGCUAGCCGACUCCCCAAACUCCCUCGCUUCCCAAUCAGACGUCGUCUUCCCCAUCGUCGGUUACCCUUCAGAUGUCCGGCACGUCAUCUUCGAUCCAAACUCCGGUGCUCUGUCCGGUCUAUCUCCGGGAGGCAUCCUCGUCGACAUGACUACCUCCGAGCCUUCUCUAGCCGAGGAGAUAUCCAAAGCCGCUUCCUUCAUCAACUGCUUCUCGAUCGAUGCUCCCGUCUCUGGAGGAGACCUCGAUGCUUAA
This is a messenger RNA of Eruca vesicaria subsp. sativa (arugula), 357 nucleotides long. The record is from the annotation of a GenBank genome assembly. Lineage: Eukaryota; Viridiplantae; Streptophyta; Magnoliopsida; Brassicales; Brassicaceae.